This is a messenger RNA of Zingiber officinale, 3466 nucleotides long. Its product is annotated as DExH-box ATP-dependent RNA helicase DExH10. Gene Ontology annotation, cellular component: nucleus. The record is from RefSeq and is a predicted model, not a curated record. Lineage: Eukaryota; Viridiplantae; Streptophyta; Magnoliopsida; Zingiberales; Zingiberaceae. Gene Ontology annotation, biological process: maturation of 5.8S rRNA; RNA catabolic process. Gene Ontology annotation, molecular function: ATP binding; RNA binding; RNA helicase activity. Bases 296 to 3304 code for a protein of 1002 amino acids. The transcript is spliced from 17 exons.
AGGAAAAGAAUCCAAGCGGACCAACACCAACCCUAGUCCGGUCCACGUCGCGGCCGUCUCUUUACCUCUCCCUCCAUUUUUUCUAUUCCCCAAUCUGCUUCGCCUUGGGCGCCCCCUCCUCGUUCCCGACUACACCGCGGCGGCGACGACAAGCUGUGGAAGGAGCUUCUUGACCCGCGCGUUGCCUCACCUCUCUGUCCACUCGGAAGCAGCACCCUGGAUCAGUGGUCACGGCUUCUUUACCGCUCUUCGUUGGCUUGGUUAUAUUUUGACAAACACGUAAUUAUCAACAUAGAUGGAAGAAAUUUCAGUUCCUGGCAAGCGGAAGCUAUUAGUGCAAGAAUCUGAUAACAAUUAUGCAUCUGCCAAUGAGACAACGAACUCUGAACCCAUUCCAAAGCGAAGGAGCCUUGCUCGUACAUGUAUUCAUGAAGUUGCAGUGCCAAAAGGUUAUACUUCUCCAACCGAUGAAUCCACUUAUGGAACUCUUUCAGACCCUGUGUACAAUGGCAAUAUGGCAAAGACCUAUCCAUUUGAAUUAGAUCCUUUCCAAAGAGUUUCGGUUGCUUGCCUGGAGAGGAAGGAAUCAGUGUUAGUCUCAGCACACACAUCUGCAGGUAAGACUGCUGUGGCUGAGUAUGCCAUUGCAAUGUCAUUCAGAGACAAACAAAGGGUCAUAUACACCUCACCGCUAAAGGCUCUGAGCAACCAGAAGUACAGGGAGCUCAGCCAGGAGUUUUCUGAUGUUGGGCUAAUGACUGGUGAUGUUACAAUUGCACCAAAUGCAAGUUGCUUGGUCAUGACAACAGAAAUUUUGAGGGGUAUGUUGUUCAGGGGCUCUGAGGUGAUAAAGGAAGUAGCGUGGGUUAUCUUUGAUGAAAUUCACUAUAUGAAAGAUCGUGAGAGGGGAGUUGUAUGGGAAGAGAGUAUAAUAUUCCUGCCACCAGCCAUUAAGAUGGUUUUUCUUUCAGCGACAAUGUCUAAUGCCACAGAGUUUGCAGAGUGGAUAUGCAACUUACAUAAGCAGCCAUGUCAUGUUGUGUACACUGACUACAGACCCACUCCAUUGCAACAUUACAUGUUUCCAUUGGGUGGCUCAGGUCUUUAUCUCGUUGUUGAUGAGAAUGAGCAAUUUAAAGAAGAUAAUUUCAUGAAGUUGCAGGAGACAUUCACUAAAACAAGAAAACAGUCAAGUGGAAAUAAGGGCGGUAUGAAGGUGAGUGCUAGAAUUGCAAAAGGUGGAACUGCAUCUGGUGUUUCUGAUAUAUAUAAGAUUGUGAAGAUGAUAAUGGAAAGAAAGUUUCAACCAGUUAUUGUUUUCAGUUUCAGUAGAAGGGAAUGCGAACACAAUGCUAUGUCUAUGUCUAAACUAGAUUUCAACAGCGAAGAAGAAAAAGAUGCUGUUGAACAAGUUUUCCGUAAUGCAAUCAUUUGCUUGAGUGAAGAAGAUAGGUCUUUGCCUGCAAUAGAAUUAAUGCUGCCACUACUGAAGCGUGGUAUAGCAGUGCAUCAUUCUGGACUUCUUCCGAUAAUCAAGGAAUUGGUGGAGCUUCUUUUCCAAGAAGGACUUGUUAAAGCUCUUUUUGCUACUGAAACAUUUGCUAUGGGAUUAAAUAUGCCUGCCAAAACAGUUGUCUUUACAUCUGUUAAGAAAUGGGACGGUGAUGCCAAUCGUUACAUUGGAUCAGGUGAAUAUAUACAGAUGAGUGGAAGAGCUGGACGCCGUGGCAAAGAUGAGCGUGGUAUCUGUGUGAUAAUGAUUGAUGAAGAGAUGGAAAUGAAAAUUCUCAAGGAAAUGGUUUUGGGUAAACCUGCUCCCCUUGUCAGUACUUUCAGAUUGAGCUAUUACUCAAUUCUGAAUUUGAUGAGCCGUGCAGAAGGUCAAUUUACAGCUGAGCAUGUUAUUAAAAAUUCCUUUCACCAAUUUCAGUAUGAGAAGGCAUUACCUGAGGUUGGCCAAAGGAUUUCGACGUUGGAGCAGGAAGUUGCUUUGCUUGAUUCUUCUGGAGAAGCCGAACUUACUGAAUAUCACAAAAUGGAGCUUGAGUUAGCUCAACUUGAAAAGAAGAUCAUGUCUGAGAUAACCAGACCUGAAAAGAUUCUUAUGUAUUUGGUACCUGGUAGGCUGGUCAAAGUACGAGAUGGUGGAAAUGAUUGGGGUUGGGGAGUGGUGGUAAAUGUAGUGAAAAAACCAUCCACUGGAUCAAGUUCUUUGCCUGCUAGUUUGGCUUCCAUCCGAAGUAGUAGUGCAUACAUUGUUGACACUUUACUGCACUGCUCUCCUGGUUUAAGUGAAAGUGGCUCACGUCAAAAGCCAUGCCCACCUCGUCCUGGUGAAAAGGGUGAGAUGCAUGUGGUUCCAGUUCCAUUGCCUCUGAUCUCUGGUCUUAGCAGUAUAAGGAUUGCAAUUCCUUCUGACCUACGACCCGCAGAAGCAAGACAAAACAUUCUUCUUGCUCUUCAAGAGCUAGGAAAUCGAUAUCCACAAGGACUACCUAAGCUGCAUCCAGUAAAGGAUAUGGGAAUCAAUGAACCUGAACUUGUUAACUUGGUUAAUCAAAUUGAAGAGCUUGAGCACAAAAUAUUUGCUCACCCAUUGCGUAAAUCUGGUCAAACUGAGUCGCAGUUCAAGUCCUACCAAAGAAAAGCUGAGGUGAAUCAUGAAAUACAACAGCUCAAGUCGAAAAUGCGCGAAUCACAACUGAAAAAAUUUCGUGAUGAGCUAAAGAAUCGUUCUAGAGUUUUGAAGAUGCUCGGUCAUAUUGAUGCUGAUGGUGUUCUUCAGUUAAAAGGCCGUGCGGCCUGUUUAAUAGACACUGGUGAUGAACUCCUUGUCACUGAACUGAUGUUCAACGGUACGUUCAAUGAUCUCGAUCAUCACCAAGUAACUGCCCUUGCGAGCUGUUUUAUUCAAUGUGAUAAAUCAAAUGAAGAAAUACGACUGAGGAAGGAACUGGCCAAGCCUUUACAGCAACUCCAGGAUAGUGCAAGGAGAAUUGCACAGAUACAACGUGAAUGCAAAUUGGACAUUGACGUGGAAGAGUACGUGGAAUCAACUUCUCGGCCGUAUUUGAUGGACGUCAUAUAUUGUUGGUCAAAGGGCGCAUCAUUUGCUGAGGUGAUUGAGAUGACUGAUAUUUUCGAAGGCAGCAUAAUACGACUUGCCAGACGAUUGGGUGAAUUUUUGAAUCAGCUUGCAACUGCUGCUCACGCCGUCGGAGAGGCGACGUUGGAGAAGAAGUUUCAAGCUGGAAGUGAGACUCUCCGACGAGGUAUAAUGUUCGCCAACUCACUUUACUUGUAAACGGUACGGCAGUAUGUUUGGCUAGGGAUCGUUUCUCUGGCAAAUAAACUCUUUGAAUUUGGUACAAUUAGAAGCAGACAGCAAGCAACGAUGAUCAUUCGGUUCUUAUUUUUUGGAAAUUUAUUGCAAAUAUUAAUACGGUUACCAGUGAUCUUUGUUUUA